Alternaria arborescens is the source of this 681-nucleotide messenger RNA. RefSeq lists its product as hypothetical. Lineage: Eukaryota; Fungi; Ascomycota; Dothideomycetes; Pleosporales; Pleosporaceae. The transcript has 2 exons. The coding region runs from base 1 to 681 and encodes 226 amino acids. The record is from RefSeq and is a predicted model, not a curated record.
AUGGUGCUGGGAAUUUUGACUGCUAUCGCUGCUUGCCCCGCAAUCAUAGGCACAACUGAAGCAGUGCGUCAAGGCCAAAGACAAAAUGCCAGGGAAAAGCAUCGUGGCCUGAAGACGAACCUCUCCGUAUCCUGUUCGCGAGCCACAAGAAGUGGUCGAGAAAUCGAUCAAUGCGAAGUGGUACUCAGCGAAAACAAGCUUUAUCUCAAUGUACCGUCAGAUGAGUUUCCGGACGGCCAUCCCGAAGAUCACCCAUUUGCAGGCUACUUCCUGCCGUUCCCAGACCAAGACUGGGGACGACAGGGGGAAGGCAUGGUAUCGACCAACUCAGAUGACCCACCCCAGUUGAACUGGAUAUAUGUGGAUCGCGACACUUGCGAAGUCAAACACGGCGAUCGAGUUGCUUCAGAACCUCAGAUCGUUGGCCCAUGGGACGUGACAAGGAUGGAUCGCCGGGUCACAUUCAUGGGUUGGGAGGGGUUUAUGGCUGUUCAAUAUGGACCUGGAGAGUGGGCGCUCUAUUUCGAUGUCGACGACAACGGGCUGCGAGGCGUUAUUGGGGAUGACUUGGUAAGGGUGGAGGUUGAGCUAGUACGGAAAGAAAGAAGGCAAAGACGGAUGUCGUGUGGUCCGGGAGCCGGACCUGGGGCUGCGGUCGAAACUCCAAAAGACGACGACUAG